CCAACCUUUUUCACUCACACCCCUAUUUAUAUACCUGAAAGAAGGAAGGCAAAACAACCUACACAUUAGUUUCAAUACAUUUUCUCCCAUUGCUAUCAUCUCCAUGGCCUUGGAGCUGAUGAGUGCUGUGGAACCCAGCCCAAAGAGCAUCUACGCAGUGCUGGGUGCUCCUGGGCUCAAGGGCAAGAAGGUUUCCAGCUUUGAAAAGGACUCAAAAGGAGUCCUUAACCUUGUCCAAUCCAUCAUCAAUGGGAAGCAAGAGGUGGAGGACCCCUUCUAUGUUUUAGACAUUGGGGUUGUGGUGGGGCUUAUGGACAAGUGGGCUCACGGGCUACCUGACGUGCAGCCCUUCUAUGCCGUUAAGUGUAACCCCGAGCCCGCAUUGCUUAGCACGCUAGCGGCGCUCGGGGCAGGAUUCGACUGUGCUAGCCGGGCUGAGAUAGAAGCUGUCUUGAAUAUCGGCGUGCCAGCGGAUCGGAUCGUUUACGCCAACCCAUGUAAAGCUGAGGCCCAGAUCAAGUAUGCUGCUAAGGUCGGAGUCAACCUCACAACCUUUGAUUCAAAGGAUGAGAUUGAGAAGAUAUGUAAAUGGCACCCAAGAUGCGCCGUCUUGAUCCGCCUCAAGGCCCCUGAUGAUGGUGAGGCAAGGUGUCCUCUGGGACCCAAGUACGGCGCUUUGCCUGAAGAGGUCAUUCCUCUCCUCCAAGCGGCCCAAGUUGCAGGAGUCGCUGUGGCUGGUGUGUCAUUCCAUGUGGGCAGCGGUGCAACUCACAUGGGAGCCUACCGCGGGGCCAUUGCAGCUGCGAAGGAGGUAUUCGAUGCGGCCCAACAGCUCGGCAUGCCGCGCUUGCAUAUUCUCAACAUCGGCGGUGGUUUCACUGCAGGCCUACAGUUCGAUGAGGCUACUGUAGCCGUCAAGGCCGCAGUCCAAGAGCACUUCCCUGGGGAGCCAGGGCUGAAACUGAUGGCCGAGCCAGGGAGGUUCUUCGCCGAGACCGCAUUCACACUCGCCACCAACAUCAUCGGAAAGCGUGUGCGUGGCGAUCUACGUGAGUACUGGAUCAACGAUGGGAUCUAUGGAUCUAUGAAUUGCAUCCUAUAUGAUCAUGCGACCGUGACGGCGCUUCCGUUGGCGUGCACUUCAAACCGCACAAACCCAACGUGCCGAGGGCUAAGAACGUAUGCGUCUACCGUGUUCGGGCCCACAUGUGACGCGCUGGACACAGUGAUGGUGGGCCACCAACUGCCCGAGCUUGUGGUGAAUGAUUGGCUAGUGUUCCCGAACAUGGGUGCAUACACGGCCUCAGCUGGGUCCAAUUUCAAUGGCUUCGCCACCUCGACCAUACGCACCCACCUUGCCUACUCUAACACAUCCUAGCACACGUGCACACAAACAGUGCCAUCUAGUUCCUCUCUCAUCGACAUAGAUUAAAUGGUUGGCCCAUAUUACUUUUAUCAUUUUUUUCCUUUUUUUUUUUAAAUUAUUUUUUUCUUUAAGAUUUUGGUGUCCUGUAAGGCAGAAGUUCAUGUGAAAUGGACGGUCUUCUUUUCUUUUUGGAAUAUCAUGGUCUGUGUAGGAAUAUUGUGCAAGGUUGUGGUGACUCAGUAGUCAUCCGAAUAAAUUCAUUCAGAAAAUUGUGGUGAUUA
Messenger RNA from Magnolia sinica, 1647 nucleotides. Its product is annotated as ornithine decarboxylase 1B, chloroplastic-like. Lineage: Eukaryota; Viridiplantae; Streptophyta; Magnoliopsida; Magnoliales; Magnoliaceae. The record is from RefSeq and is a predicted model, not a curated record. Gene Ontology annotation, cellular component: cytoplasm. Gene Ontology annotation, molecular function: ornithine decarboxylase activity. The transcript has a single exon. The coding region runs from base 104 to 1378 and encodes 424 amino acids.